AUCCCUGCGGAGGCAGCGCUGGGAAGGAGCCCCGGAGCAGCUGAGAGAGCCCCGAGGAGCAGCUGCUGGAGGAGGGGACGCCCCACUACCUGCACCAGCCCACCGCCCCUACUAACCAAUGUCAGCAACCCGGGAGCAGCCCAUCUUCAGCACCAGGGCCCACGUGUUCCAGAUCGACCCGGCCACCAAGAGGAACUGGAUCCCGGCCAGCAAACACGCCCUGACCGUCUCCUACUACUACGAUGCCACCCGCAGCGUCUACAGGAUCAUCAGCGUGGGGGGCACCAAGGCCAUCAUCAACAGCACCAUCACCCCCAACAUGACGUUCACCAAGACCUCGCAGAAGUUCGGGCAGUGGGCUGACAGCAGGGCCAACACCGUGUACGGGCUGGGCUUCGCCUCCGAGCAGCACCUGAGCCAGUUUGCAGAGAAGUUCCAGGAGGUGAAGGAGGCAGCUCGUGUGGCCAGGGAGAAAUGCCAGGACAAAACUGAGCUCACCAACCCUGCCCUGAGCCUCCCUUCCCACCAGGUGCUGCCCAGCCCCAUCAUCGGCUCCAACGGGCCCGGGGAGGACAAGCUGUUCCGCAGCCAGAGCGCGGAUGUGGAGAUCAGCACCGAGAAGGAGAGGCUGAAGAAGAUGCUCUCCGAGGGCUCGGUGAGCGAGGUGCAGUGGGAGGCCGAGUUCUUCAGCCUGCAGGACAACAACUCCAAGCUGGUGGCGGCGCUGCACGAGGCCAACGCCAGCGUGGAGCAGUGGAAGAAGGAGCUGGCGGCCUACCAGGAGGAGACGGAGGCGCUGCGCCAGCGGGUGGCAGAGCUGGAGGCUCAGGGCACCCCCGACUCCUCCAGUGACAACAACAAGGAGGAGCUGAGCCAGAGCCUGGAGGAGCUGGAGCUGCUGCUCAAGGCCAAGGAUGAGGAGAUCCAGCUGCUGAAGAGCCAGAGGUGCGGCCGCUGGGAGGCCGAGGGCGAGCGCGAGGAGACGCUGCAGAAGCUGCAGGAGCUGGAGGCCCGCAACGCGGAGCUGGAGCAGCGGCUGCAGCUGGCAGAGCAGAGCCUGGCAGAGAGCCUGGCACACAGGGACAGGGUGCACCACGAGGUCACCAAGGUGGCCGAGAUCAUGGAUGUGAAGAUCUUCGAGCUCAGCGAGCUCAGGCAGGGCCUGGCCAAGCUGGUGGAGAGCAACUGAGCAGGGCCGAGAGCCCUGGAGAGGGGCAGCUCAGCUGGGGCUGGGCACCACCCACACAUCCUGAGGGCACCGAGAGAUCCUCUGGGCACCACUGAGAGAUCCUGCAGACACCAAGGAAGAGCCUUUGGACACUGAGAGCUCCUGUGGGCACCACCCAGAGAUCCUGAGGGAAUCACCAAGAGCUCCUGUGGGCACCGAGAGCUCCUGUGGGCACUGAGAGAUCCUUUGGGCACCAAGAGAGAUCCUUUGGUCACUGAGAGCUCCUGUGGGCACCACCCAGAGCUCCCGUGGGCACCCAGCAGCCUCAGCCCUGUCCGGGCAGGAUUUGCCACCCACCAGCAGCUGCCCGGCCAGAGCGGGCACCAGGCUGGGCACUCACUGCCCAGGGAGCCCCCGAGCAGGGCACG
This is a messenger RNA of Melozone crissalis (California towhee), 1596 nucleotides long. RefSeq names its product homer scaffold protein 3 (gene HOMER3). The coding region runs from base 119 to 1189 and encodes 356 amino acids. The record is from RefSeq and is a predicted model, not a curated record. Gene Ontology annotation, biological process: regulation of store-operated calcium entry; G protein-coupled glutamate receptor signaling pathway. The transcript has 9 exons. Lineage: Eukaryota; Metazoa; Chordata; Aves; Passeriformes; Passerellidae. Gene Ontology annotation, molecular function: G protein-coupled glutamate receptor binding. Gene Ontology annotation, cellular component: plasma membrane; dendrite; cytoplasm.